AUGGUGGGCUGGUACUCCCUCGGAGUCGCCUUAUUCGCCGCCAUUGGCACAUUUCUAUUCGGGUUUGAUACCGGCAUUGCUACAACCACCAUCGCCCACGAAAGCUGGAUCGUUUAUAUGAACCACCCCUCCAAUGGCCUCACCGGUGCCGUCGUCGCCGUGUACAUCGCGGGUGAAGCCGUUGGCGCCAUAGGACAAAGCUUUCUCGGUGACCGACUCGGCCGCAUCCGCUUCAUGCAGCUCCUCUGCAUCAUCGUGACGAUCGGGACCACCAUCCAAACCGCCUCCGUCAACAUCGGGAUGUUCCUGGCUGGGCGCGCGAUCGCCGGCGUCGCGGUCGGCGCCAUGGUCGCAACCGUCCCCAUCUACCUGAGCGAGAUCUCUGCGCCGCAACACCGGGGUCUCAUCGGCGGCAUCUCAGGUUGCGGCAUCUCCUUCGGCACCAUGAUGUCCAACUGGGUCGGCUUCGCAUGCUCCUACGCCCCCUACGGCGCCGCCCAGUGGCGCCUACCCCUCGCCAUCCAGAUCCCCUGGGGCAUCAUCAUGUUCGCGGGGCUCGCGACCUUCAUGCCGGGGUCGCCGCGACAACUCUUGCGUAGCGGGGACGUCGAGGGCGCGCGUCGCGAGUUCGCGAGAGUUCGGCGGGACUUACAACAGCACGAGGUGCACGAGGAGUUUGCGCUGAUGCACGCGCAGAUCGAGUUCGAGAUGGCGCGCGAGGUGAAGUCGUACCGGGAGAUCUUCCGCUUGUUCGGGCGCCGCGCUUUUGUGUCGAUCGCCGUCCAGACCAUGACCAGUCUCACGGGCAUCAACGUCAUCCAGUACUACCAGACCACCCUCUACAAGUCCCUGGGCAUCCCGCAGACGACGAUCCUCGCGCUCGCCGGCGUCUAUGGCACCGUCGCCUUCGUCUCCAACUGCGUCACCACGCGCUUCCUGACGGACCAGUGGGGCCGCCGCAAGAUGAUCCUCACAGGGAUGAGCGGGCUCGCGCUCGUAAUGGUGUACUCGGCCUUGAUGCAGCGGUUCUUCCAAAAUAGCGACAACGCCGUCGGCAAAGGUUUUGCCGUCCUGGGUAUUUAUCUGUACGUCGCGCUGUACUACGCUAUGAUCAACAGCACCACUUGGCUGUACGGCGCCGAGGUCCUGCCCAUCGACCUGCGCAGCAAGGUCAUGGGCUUCGCGGCCGCCAGCCACUUCGUCGUCAACGUCGGCAUCACGGAGGCCGGGCCCAGCGCGUUCGCGAACAUCCACGAGAACUAUUACUUUGUCUUUAUCGGGUGCACGCUGGUCUUCUUCAUCAUCGCGUACCGCUACUUCCCGGAGACGAGACACAAGACGCUGGAGGAGAUCGCGCAGGCGUUUGGCGAUAAGGUGGUGCUGGUGGAUGAGGGCCAGGUGAACAGGGAGAGGGAGCUGGCGGUGCUGGCGAUGGGGGAUGUGGAGAAUAAAGGCCAAGUGGCGGCUUCGACGAGCUCGUCGGCUCGGCCUAGUCAGGCUUCUUAG
Messenger RNA from Hypoxylon fragiforme, 1506 nucleotides. RefSeq names its product putative MFS monosaccharide transporter. Gene Ontology annotation, molecular function: carbohydrate:proton symporter activity. The coding region runs from base 1 to 1506 and encodes 501 amino acids. Gene Ontology annotation, biological process: carbohydrate transport; transmembrane transport. NCBI's taxonomy places the organism in Eukaryota, Fungi, Ascomycota, Sordariomycetes, Xylariales, Hypoxylaceae. The transcript is spliced from 3 exons. The record is from RefSeq and is a predicted model, not a curated record. Gene Ontology annotation, cellular component: membrane.